AUGCGGUCCUAUGUGGCGGGCACCGCUUGCGCAGGCGACUAUGAAAUGCAGUAUUUUCUCUUUGACCAGUGUCUACGUGGUGCUCUAUUUGUUUGUGAUGAAUCACAAAUCAUUGUCCAGCAAUUUCGGACUCAAGACUGCACUGGAGCCGCUGAGACAGUGUUGACCUCUCCUACCAGCGAGUGCCAGCUUGACAGGUUCAACAUAGCGCGUCUCAUCGAAGCACCUUCCUGCGGAUCUACUUCCAGUGCUGAGCAGCUGCAUGUGCCCUUGCUACUGAUGCUGGCAACUUUUGCGUCGAUGAAAAUUGUCUCAGAGUCUUUAGAUUUUAGAUUAGCUGUGAAAUUUCACCAGGCCUAA
Messenger RNA from Cladocopium goreaui, 360 nucleotides. The record is from the annotation of a GenBank genome assembly. Lineage: Eukaryota; Dinophyceae; Suessiales; Symbiodiniaceae.